Messenger RNA from Alternaria postmessia, 621 nucleotides. RefSeq lists its product as uncharacterized. The record is from RefSeq and is a predicted model, not a curated record. NCBI's taxonomy places the organism in Eukaryota, Fungi, Ascomycota, Dothideomycetes, Pleosporales, Pleosporaceae. Bases 1 to 621 code for a protein of 206 amino acids. The transcript has a single exon.
AUGAAUAACCUCGGCCAACAAUGGUUGAGUGACCUUUCCAUCUCUUCGGACUAUGAUUUUGUUGGCUACAGACACUGGGGCUUUACCAUCUACCGCACCGGAUACGGACCUUCCUCCGACCAGCAAUGGCAGCGACUUCUCGAAACCAUCCAGACUAGUGCGCACGACGAAGCAAGAAGCUUAACCGACUCUAUUGAAGAAGAAGAAGACCCUAAAUUCCAGGAAUUGUGGUCGCUUUUCCGUCUUGAUGCACGCUCAGACCCUGCCCUAGCUGGCCUCGACAUAGAUCAACUUCGCCAGUUGUACAACAGUAGCAGUGGCGAGGGUAGCCAACCAAUGAACGCAGACUUCAACUUGCACCGAAUAUUCCUUUUCGCCGACGACGAGGUUCUGUCAGACCCUGCCGCUUCUAUUGUUAAAUGUGUAGAUGCCGACUACCGUGCAGAGGACUAUAAUUCGUGGAACCCGAGGGUGGGUGGACAACGUUACUUUGGCUGGAUGCGAAUGGAGCCUAGAAGCGUAGCAUAUCUCUGGGACGAAUUGGGUCAAUACGAAAUGAGUGAUAUCGCGCCUCCGACUAUUGGGGGAAGUCACUUGGUGACCUGGAAAGGACAGUUGUAA